CUCCUGAUCAUCUUUUCUAGGUUCCAGAGAUUCCGAAAGCCUCUUCAUCCACAGGAUAUAGAAGAGAACUAUGAGGCCAAAGAACCAGAGCAGAGUAUCUGAGUUCCUCCUCCUUGGGCUCCCCAUCCAGCAAGAACAGGAGGGCUUAUUUUUUGCCCUGUUUCUGGGUAUGUACCUGACCACGGUGCUGGGGAACCUGCUCAUCAUCCUGCUCAUCCGGCUAGAUUCUCGCCUCCACAUCCCCAUGUACUUCUUCCUCAGCCAUUUGGCCUUUUCUGACAUUUCCCUUUCAUCUGUCACAGUUCCAAAGAUGCUCUUGAAUAUGAAGACUCAGCAACAAUCCACCCCCUAUGUAGGGUGCAUUUCUCAAUUGUGUUUUUUCAUAGUUUUUGGGUGUCUUGACCACUUCCUUCUUGCAGUGAUGGCAUAUGACAGGUAUGUGGCCAUCUGUCAACCACUCCACUAUACCACUGUCAUGAGGCAGGAGCUAUGUGUCUCAUUAGUAGCUGUGUCCUGGGUCUUCUCUUGUGCACAUGCUCUGUUGCACACUCUCCUCUUGGUCCCAGUAUCCUUCUGUGCUGACAAUACCAUCCCCCACUUCUUCUGUGAUCUCACUUCUCUCCUGAAGAGGAGUUGCUCAGACAUCUCGCUCAAUGAGGUGAUCAUCUUUACCGAAGGAGGAAUGCUUUACAUUUUGCCUUUGAUUAGUAUCCUGGGCUCAUAUAUCCGUAUAGGGACCACCGUCCUGCGGGUCCCCUCCACCAAGAGAUUCCUUAAAGCCUUUUCUACCUGUGGUUCCCAUCUCUUUGUGGUGUCUUUAUACUAUGGGACGCUUGCAGCUGUUUACCUUUUCUCUUCAUCCUGGGGCUCCACUGACAAAGACAUAAUUGCUUCAGUCAUGUAUACAGUAGUUACUCCCAUGUUGAACCCCUUUAUCUAUAGCCUGAGGAACAGAGAUAUAAAACAGGCCCUAGAAAUAUUUGCCAAUAGGGCUAAAUUCUUUAAGUGA
Diceros bicornis minor is the source of this 1009-nucleotide messenger RNA. Its product is annotated as olfactory receptor 1J4-like. The coding region runs from base 71 to 1009 and encodes 312 amino acids. Lineage: Eukaryota; Metazoa; Chordata; Mammalia; Perissodactyla; Rhinocerotidae. The transcript has a single exon. Gene Ontology annotation, molecular function: olfactory receptor activity; G protein-coupled receptor activity. The record is from RefSeq and is a predicted model, not a curated record. Gene Ontology annotation, biological process: G protein-coupled receptor signaling pathway. Gene Ontology annotation, cellular component: membrane.